GUUGCCCAGCGCGGGCGCCGGGGGGCGGAGUUCGGCGCCGAGGGAGACCCGGUGGCUGUGGCUCUGGCUCCGCGAGGUGGGGGCCGUCCCGGGCUCAGCCAGGCGGCCGCGAUCUCCCCGGGACACCCUCCGCCGCGGCCCGAGGCGGCGACAUGAGCGCCGCGGGGCUGCUGGCCCCGGCGCCCGCCCCAGCUGCAGCGCCGCCCGCCCCGGAGUACUACCCCGAGGACGACGAGGAGCUGGAGAGCGCCGAGGACGACGAGCGCAGCUGCCGGGGCCGAGAGUCCGACGAAGACACUGAGGAUGCCAGUGAGACCGACCUGGCGAAGCAUGAUGAGGAAGACUACGUGGAGAUGAAGGAACAGAUGUAUCAGGACAAACUGGCAUCUUUGAAGAGGCAGCUGCAGCAGCUGCAGGAAGGUACGUUACAGGAAUAUCAGAAGAGGAUGAAGAAGCUGGACCAGCAGUAUAGAGAGAGGAUCCGGAACGCAGAGCUCUUCCUCCAGCUGGAGACUGAACAGGUGGAAAGGAACUAUAUUAAAGAGAAGAAGGCAGCGGUGAAGGAGUUUGAAGACAAGAAAGUCGAGCUGAAGGAGAACUUGAUUGCUGAGCUUGAGGAAAAGAAAAAGAUGAUUGAGAAUGAAAAGCUUACGAUGGAGCUGACUGGAGAUUCUAUGGAAGUGAAACCCAUCAUGACCAGAAAACUACGGAGGCGACCAAAUGAUCCUGUUCCCAUUCCAGACAAGAGGAGAAAACCGGCUCCUGCUCAGCUAAAUUAUUUGUUAACAGACGAGCAGAUCAUGGAGGAUCUGAGAACGCUAAACAAGCUUAAGUCACCCAAGAGACCAGCUUCCCCGUCCUCUCCCGAACACUUGCCUGCCACACCUGCAGAGUCUCCAGUGCAGAGAUUUGAGGCUCGGAUAGAAGACGGCAAACUGUACUAUGAUAAGAGAUGGUACCACAAGAGCCAGGCCAUCUACCUAGAGUCCAAGGACAACCAGAAACUGAGCUGUGUGAUCAGCUCAGUGGGAGCCAAUGAGAUCUGGGUGAGGAAGACAAGUGACAGCACCAAGAUGAGGAUCUACCUGGGCCAGCUGCAGCGUGGGCUCUUCGUGAUCCGCCGGCGGUCAGCGGCUUGACUUUCUACGCACUUCCUCUUCCCUUGACCCCUUUUUCUGGAGUGGUUUUUAUUUUGUUUUGUUUUCUUCUUAAUAGAAAAUUCUUAACUUACCGGGACUAGCUACUUGGCCUGGGACAUGGAGAGCACUGUGGAGUCUUCAAGGCACUCACAUGGCCGGCCACUUCCAUCUCUGUACCGUUCUUUCCUGCCUCGGCUUCUUCCAGAAAUCAGUCACCAGAGACUCUUGCUUUCAGGAGUAUUGGCGGUUUCAUCCACUUUCCUUUUAUUCCUUUUUCUUUUCUUUUUUAUUUUAUUUUAUUUUAUUUUUGUUUUGUUUAUACUUGAUCUUUUUUUAAAACCUCCUUUGAGUUUGAAGGGAAGCUCGUUUUAAUACUUAUCUUUAGAUCUUUCUCCCAUGAAGAGCAGCGAGUGUGUUUUCCUGUCUGAUUCUGAUUGGUGGAUAGUGUGCCUGCUUCCCUUGUUGGGCCUAGAAGCGUGGGACAGGAGAGUCCUCCUGGCUCUGCCUUCUCAGAGAAAUAAAUGAUGUGUAACAUCUCA
Messenger RNA from Psammomys obesus (fat sand rat), 1678 nucleotides. RefSeq names its product SDS3 homolog, SIN3A corepressor complex component (gene Suds3). The record is from RefSeq and is a predicted model, not a curated record. The coding region runs from base 153 to 1139 and encodes 328 amino acids. Gene Ontology annotation, cellular component: Sin3-type complex. The transcript is spliced from 12 exons. Lineage: Eukaryota; Metazoa; Chordata; Mammalia; Rodentia; Muridae. Gene Ontology annotation, biological process: negative regulation of transcription by RNA polymerase II. Gene Ontology annotation, molecular function: histone deacetylase binding.